AUGACCACCCCUUCUCCUCUGAGUCCUCCAACAGCUGCUCCGUCACCUGUUGCUGUCGAUACCCCCACGUUGGAUUCCUCUAUGACUGUUACUUCCGAUCCUGCACUUGUGGCACCUUCGAAGACCAUCGUGGCCCCCAAAGUUCCUCCCUUAGAGACUUUGGCCAGUGCCCUCUUUGACCGUAUUCAAGACCUUUGCAGUAGCCAUUCAUUCAAUGCUGCCGCUCGUGACACAGCAGGCCAGCAGUUGCUGGGUUCAAUGGUACACCCUUCCUUUCUGUCACCUGCUAUCCUGGCUCAGCGGAGCUGCCAGCAUGUACUGCACGAGACUCCCGAAGGCCCUCUUUGCCUAGAACCCUUCCAAAAGUGGGACAUGGAGUUGUUGUCCGAGGGCCGCAAAGAGGCCCUGAUGCAAGAGCUUGCGAUGGCAGAUAUCGUCGAGGAGAUUGUCGACGGACCCCCUACUUCCCCAGAGUCUAUUCCUGCAGAUGACAAGAUGGUUGACGCUGACGAGCCCCAGAUGGAUGAGUUGGAGGGUGAGAAUGAGGUGGAUCCUCCAUCUCCGAAGCAGGUUAAACCUGGUACAUCCUUCGUUAUCCCCCGCCCUUUGCUAUGCCUGACUUGGGUGAUUAUCCAGCACCUUCGAUGGCCAAAACCCCUUCGUCUAAAACUCUUGUCGACACUCACCUUCACAAUUGCCUUCACUGCUUCUGCCAUGUCGAAGAGCUGUUACAUGACGGAGCUUGAACCCAUCUGCCGCAAGUGCGGCAUUCCCAAUCUGCAAGACUUGAAGGGUUGGCUGCCCCUUCAUGACUUCUAUGAGCUUCAGGGCUGGCCCUCGCCAGAUGAGCCUUCUCCAGAGGAGCUGCAUGAGAGUCGCACGGCGUUCAGAGACUACGAUGAACAAAUCCGUGCCCUCAACAAGCACGGCGUAGGCGUAAAAGGUGCUAUGGAGGAGCAGAAGGCCUUCCGCGAGGGCCGACAUGUACCUCGUUGUAUUGUUCUGAUGCACGGCAAGCCGCCCGUACUCGGGGAGUUACCUGCCCAUGGCCAGCUCUCCUUCCUUGUUGCUGAUGCGGUCGUAGCCCCGACUGUCUCCUCCUCAACUGCUGGACCUUCCGCAUCCACUAGCAUUGCCUUUGGUCUUCCGGAGGUGGAGGAGGUUAAGCCCUUGACCACUAAGGCAGGUUGUGGUGUAAAGCGCUCGGGCUCUAUGGAGGGUGAGCUCGAUGCUCCUCCUGCUCGUCGUUCACAUCGUGCUCUAUAUAACGCUCAGUCCAAAGCAUCGUCGUCUGGUGCGUCCGUUAAGAAGGAGGUCAAGGAGGAAGUCAAGGAAGAAGUCAAGUCCGAGCUGGAAGACAUCAAGCCCGCCUCAUCCUCUCACUCCAUGCCUGCCAGACGUGCCACUGCUACACCCUCUGCUGCUUCUGCCUCAUCCAAUUUUGUGGAAUUUGCCGGUGUCAUGGUCAACCAGGACAUGCUGUCUGAUGCCAUUGCCAACCUGUUUCGUAAGAAGUGA
This is a messenger RNA of Laetiporus sulphureus 93-53, 1518 nucleotides long. RefSeq lists its product as uncharacterized. The transcript is spliced from 6 exons. The record is from RefSeq and is a predicted model, not a curated record. Lineage: Eukaryota; Fungi; Basidiomycota; Agaricomycetes; Polyporales; Laetiporaceae. Bases 1 to 1518 code for a protein of 505 amino acids.